UAAGACUCAAACACUGCCUCGAACAGGUCUUGCUGUGGAAGAUGACCAGCUUUUUCGGACCGAUCAGCCAUGCCGCGGCUCAAGCACUAUACACAGUGGUGCUAUAAAUAUGUUCCAUAGUACUUGCGCAAGUAGGCCAGAUGGAGUCAUUCGAGCUGAAUCUCAACUACAAGGACCAUUGUCUCAUCAUUGUCGGCGAUGGGGGUCCGUCUGAUGAACUCUUGGCUCGAAGACGCUUGCUGGCCGGAGGACGCUUGGCGCAUUUUCUGGUCAGCGAGGGCCAAGUGAAGAUCCGUGGCGAAGAGCCGAACGUUAUUUUUGCCUGGCAACCCUUCAAUUCCAGCGAAGCUGGUAUGCCCUCACCCUUGGGUCGCAAGCUGGGUCAAUCAUUUAAAACCUACUGGACCAAGACAGGUGCAGAUUGUAUUGUUGUUCCGCCCAACCACACUUUGCACAUCUACACCCUUAACGGGCAGAUGAGGCACGUGCGGCUCGUACACGAGCAAGGGCAUGUACUGAUGGAGAUAUCGGGCGAAGUAGUUUUGGAGCCUGAUGACGAAGUAGCGGGCAACUGGGAGGUUGGAGUGGAAGACCCGGAGCUUAAAGCCUUUGGGACGUUUUCCACACGCUAUGUGCUGAGAUCUUUAAUAGUUGUGCUAGUUUGGCACGUCAUCAGGUGGACAGUUUCCAUCAAAUUUGAUGGGAGUGCUGAGGAUGGUCAGGAUCCAUGGUGGCGGGGCCUGCUGGUUGUGCUGUCUGCUGUCUUCUUAUGCGCGCCGGGUGUUUGGAAGAAUUGGGCUGCCAGCCUGUCGGGGGAAUCUGACGUGGAUUUGAUGGACAAGAUGGUUUGCGCAGUCGCCUUCCUGCUCGUUGCCAUAGCAGCAACACCUGCACACUUGGCCGAGCUUUCAAUUUCACAAGGUGGAUUGACUGCUGCCAUUUUGGUUGGCCCGUUUUGGCAAUACUACCGGACUCGGGCCAAAUAUCCAGAACGUCGUUUUUCCUCCUGCCUGCUGUGGACAGCAGCGAACUACCUGGCAACGGCAGGCUUGGCCACGAUUUUGUUGGCAAUUGUGGUUGGAUACCGCUUUUUGCUUGCGGCUUCCCAGCCGGUGAUGGCAUCCUUCUUCCUGCCGGUCUCAACCGCAGUGGUCGAAAGUGUGAUGGUCAUCUACACCCGGUGCACCUACAUCAGCCUGGUCGUCCAAAAAAGACCUGAAGUUCCUGGGGAUAUCUCUUACGUGCCCAUACCCUACAUGUUGACAGCGCUCCAUGGACUUGCGGAAUGUGCUCGGGUGGCAGCCGUUUUCUCUGGAGCUGUGACAACUGGUGAGUACGCUUGGGUGGGUAGUGUAGUUCUUACUUUGCUCCUCAAUGUGAUGGCACGGUGUGGAUGGACGCGACUCUGCCUCUUCCUGACUCUCAAGAAGGCCGCAGGGUUGAAGCGGGCUUUGUUCUUUGCACCGACAGCCUUUGGCAAACUACAUGAUGAGAUCAAGAUCUAUGCAGGCUACUUCAGGUUUCCGGCAAUUUUUGCCUUGGUUUUGAGCAGGGCCUUGGUUUAUCAGAACUUAUCUUUGUCUGGACCUGGAUCUCCAGUGUACAAUGCAUCUGCGGGAGCCGCCUUGCUGUGUCUGCUGGUUGCAGAAUACCUUGAAGACUUCAUCGUGAUCCAGCAGAUUGUUCCCAUGAGCCCUGUCCUUCCUGAACUCAUCGACUAUGAUCUUCAGAAGAGUUCACGGCAUACAAGCUACCUCAGCGCGGAGGUUCGCAGAAUGUGCCCAAAUGACUCUCAGACGGGCUGGCGCUUGGAUGAACUGAAUGACAGCGGCUUCAGGAAAAGCGGUGCCCGGACGCUACAAAUGACUUCACCAUGUGGUGACAGGUCUAUGAAGAUGUCGUCCAUCGUGCCUCUACCUGAAAUAUCAGGAGUGCGAGUGCCAGGUCCAUCAAUACAAGCUCCAAGACUGGUCUUCAUCCCCGAGCCGGACGAGGAGCCUCAAACAAGGCUAUUUGUCGACGCUCCGGGCCCUCCCGACGCACCAGCGCAUCCACCAGUUCUUCUUGUGAACGCAGCAGAUGAUUCACGAAGAGCCAACUCGCCAAGGCAAUCAGUGCGUCAUGUCAUUAGCAACAGUUCUCAGCCAAAGUCUGAUGUGUCGAACAUGUCAGACGCCAAGACGCCAGCUGGAUCUUUGGAUGUUCGGGCAGCGAAUUCACGGAGACAAUCAAUGCUGGACGUGAAUGUUUCCGUGGGGAGGCAACUGAGCAACGGUUCAAUUGUUCAGAGAAACUCUUCAAAGAAAUCAAUGCUUGGUGUGAAUGUUCCCAUCGGGAGGCAUAGCAGCAAUGACUCAAAUGCUCAGAGAGCAAAUUCACCAAGGCAAUCUAUUUUUGACGUGAAUGUUCCGAUUGGGAGGCAGGUGAGCGGUGAUUCAUGCCCUCACCCAGGAAACUCCCCCAGGGAAUCAGUUCAUGAUGCUUCACCCGGGAGGCAGAUUAGCAACAACAGUUCUCUUCAAAAGUCUGAUGCUUCCAGCUUGUCAGAAGAUGCUAAGGCUUUAGCGCCAGCUGUGUCUGGGGAUGUUUCGACAGCUCCAUUGGGGAGGCAGAUUAGCAGCGGUUCAAACCGUCAGAGAGACUCCCCGAGGCCAUCAAUCCUUGAAGUGAAUGUUGGCAUGCAAAGGCAGAUUAGCAAUGACCCACAUGCUCACAGAGCAACCUCGCCAAGACGAUCACGGCUUGAGCCGAAUGUCGCAGAUGAGAGGCAGUUCAGCAACAGUUCUUUUCCUCCUCAAAAGUCUAAUCCCAACGUAUCAGAAGAUGCAAACAUGCCACAAUUGGUGGCUUCGCUGGGAAAGCGAGGGGACUCAAAGCCUUCAGCGAUACGCCGCUGGUUUGGCCAGGAGCGGGCUGUGCAGCCUUCCCUUUUGCUUCAUGGGUUGCGCGAAUUGCCCUGGGAUUGUCAGCUCAGUGCAGUUGCGGUUGUAUGUGAGGUGACUUGUGCCUUCUUAAAUACGACCCUCGGACCAGGGUAUGUCCGCGGUGUGGCCCCUGCUCCAUGCAAGGAUUUUGACGUUUGGGGUGCAGUGAUAUGGAUAUCGCCGCUUCGUUGCUGACAGCCUGUCAGCCAAACCGGCGUUGAUGGAAGGCCCUCCGAAUGGAUGGGUGCUGUAAGUCAGGCUCAAGACCUGUUCUUUUUGGAUCCGCCAUGCCAUGCGAAGAACGCAAGAAAUGAGGAUGAGAAGCGAGGCGACUAUAUAGGCAUCAGGCAUAAGCGCCCACGGACAGCGGUGCACGGUGUCAGCUCUGGCUGCAGAGGGCCAAGAGGAAGAGGUCUCCUUGUCCGGAUGAGCCCCGUCCCCUGGAGGUGGAAGAGGUCGAAGGC
This is a messenger RNA of Durusdinium trenchii, 3388 nucleotides long. The record is from the annotation of a GenBank genome assembly. Lineage: Eukaryota; Dinophyceae; Suessiales; Symbiodiniaceae.